Harpegnathos saltator (Jerdon's jumping ant) is the source of this 750-nucleotide messenger RNA. It is a transcript of the gene Phf5a, whose product is annotated as PHD finger protein 5a. Gene Ontology annotation, biological process: mRNA splicing, via spliceosome. The record is from RefSeq and is a predicted model, not a curated record. The transcript is spliced from 3 exons. NCBI's taxonomy places the organism in Eukaryota, Metazoa, Arthropoda, Insecta, Hymenoptera, Formicidae. The coding region runs from base 158 to 490 and encodes 110 amino acids.
UCCAAAGCCGUCCAUCUUUUUAUUUUUUAAUGACGACAAUAAACUAAAAUAUCAAGCAAAUUCGAAUAAUAAAGAAGAAACGAACUUGAUAUAAUAGGUUUUUUACUAUUGAUGACCAUAUAAGUCAUCGUAAGCCAACUAAUAGCAUUUAGAGAGCAUGGCUAAGCAUCAUCCGGAUUUAAUUUUCUGUCGUAAACAGCCGGGAGUUGCUAUCGGUCGACUGUGCGAGAAAUGUGAUGGCAAAUGUGUUAUUUGCGAUUCUUAUGUCAGACCUUGCACAUUAGUUAGGAUAUGCGACGAGUGCAAUUAUGGUUCUUAUCAGGGACGUUGUGUGAUAUGCGGUGGUCCUGGUGUAUCUGAUGCAUACUACUGUAAAGAAUGUACAAUACAAGAGAAAGAUAGAGAUGGUUGCCCUAAAAUAGUUAAUUUAGGAAGCUCAAAGACAGAUCUCUUCUAUGAAAGAAAGAAAUAUGGAUUUAAAAGAAGAUAAUCUUAUCAUGUUAAAAUACUACUUUUUUGUAGAAUUCUUGCUAAACACAUUGAGCAUCAGGUAAUUUAUUACUUUUAUAAGAAUACAAUCGCAGAGAGCUCAACAAUUUUGUUGUCAUAUAAAUAACUAUGCCAUAGUAUUGCUAAACAUUAUUCCAAUAAAUGUGAAAUUCUAUUUACAUAGUUUAUUAUAUUAAAUUUCAGUAAACAAGGUAUUUUACUUUUGUAUAUCACUAUUGUAAGCAUAAUUUGCUAAUAUAA